This is a messenger RNA of Notothenia coriiceps (black rockcod), 2166 nucleotides long. RefSeq names its product RecQ helicase-like 5 (gene recql5). Gene Ontology annotation, biological process: double-strand break repair via homologous recombination. Gene Ontology annotation, cellular component: nucleus; cytoplasm; chromosome. The transcript has 15 exons. NCBI's taxonomy places the organism in Eukaryota, Metazoa, Chordata, Actinopteri, Perciformes, Nototheniidae. The coding region runs from base 35 to 2092 and encodes 685 amino acids. The record is from RefSeq and is a predicted model, not a curated record. Gene Ontology annotation, molecular function: nucleic acid binding; 3'-5' DNA helicase activity; ATP binding.
GAGAGAUUUUAUUAUACAUCCAUGAGAGAGAUACAUGAUGACAACAACAACAAAAACUAUAACACAAGCCUUAAAAAUUCACUUUGGGUUUGACAACUUUCGAUCUAAAAUACAGGAGGAUGUUGUCAAAGCCGUCGUCAAAGGUGAUAAGGAUGUGUUUGUGUGCAUGCCCACGGGAGCAGGGAAGUCGCUCUGCUACCAGCUACCCGCGGUCCUGGCUCCGGGUAUCUCUCUGGUUAUAUCCCCGCUAAUCGCUCUCAUUCAGGACCAAGUGGACCACCUGAAGAGUCUGAACAUUCCCGUCUGCUCCAUCAACUCCAAGCUCCCAGCAGGCGAGCGCCGGCUGAUCUUUGCUGAUUUAGGGAGCAGCAGUCCUAAGCUCAAGCUGCUUUACGUCACUCCGGAGAUGGUCGCCUCUCCUUCGUUCAAGCCCUGCCUGACGGACCUGUGCACCCGUGGCCUGCUGUCUUACCUGGUUGUGGACGAGGCUCACUGCGUCUCCCAGUGGGGACACGACUUCAGGCCGGACUACCUCAAACUGGGGAAACUACGUGCUCGAAUGCCGGGGGUUCCCUGUUUGGCCCUGACAGCUACAGCACCCAAGAAUGUGCAAGAGGACAUUGUUUUGUCCCUGACUCUGCGCACGCCGCUGUCUUUCGUUACACCUGUCUUCCGCAGUAACUUGCACUAUGAUGUGAUCUUCAGGGAGCUGCUGCCAAACCCCUUCGUCCACCUCCACGCCUUCAUUCAGCAAUCUCUGGCCCUGGACAGUGGCUCUAAAGGACAGGGCUGUGGGAUUGUGUACUGUCGGACCAGGGAUAGCUGUGAAUCGGUGGCUCACCAGCUGACCAAGCUCGGAGUCUCGGCCAAACCUUAUCAUGCAGGUCUGAAGACAGGAGAUCGCACAGAGUCCCAGAAUGAGUGGAUGCAAGGGAAGGUGCUGGUUAUCGUAGCCACCAUCAGCUUUGGUAUGGGCGUGGACAAGGCCAAUGUCAGGUUUGUGGUUCACUGGAACUUUGCAAAGUCCCUGGCCAGCUACUACCAAGAGUCAGGAAGAGCCGGGAGAGACGGCCUGCCCUCCUCCUGUCGCAUAUACUACUCCGCCAAAGAUAAGGAGCAACUGAACUUCCUCAUCCGCAAAGAGAUUUCCCGCAAACAGGGGAAACGUGGCUCUGCGAAGGAGACUGACAAAGCAACCAUCACAGACUUUGAUGCCAUGGUGGCGUACUGUGUUCAGGAAGCUUGUCGCCAUACCACCAUCUCCAAGUUCUUUGGGAACAAGGCGCCCAACUGUGCCGGUGCCUGCGACUUCUGCCGUAAUCCCAAGCUGGUGCGAGCCCAGCUGGAGAAAGGGAGCUCCCUCAGCACCAACACCAAGGCCCAGAGCAGCCAGCCCUCAGGACCCUUCGGCUUCCUGCAGGGCUUCUACGAAGGAGGGAAGAAGGGCUACGGCUUUGAAAGGUUUGAUGAAGGGGAAGAGGACGCGGAGGGUGGUGAAGACGAUGGCUCAGCGAGGAAAAAGGAAUUUGGUAACCUCUACAAGAAGCAGAUGACCAUGCGGAAGGGAAUGACCGUUCGGCAGGAAGGCUUUGUCCCUCCAGAUGAUGACUGCCAACUGAGAGACGCCAGCAGUCAGAAGAUCCCCAGACUCACUGUAAAGGCCAGAGAGCACUGCUUGAGCCUAUUACAGGAAGCAGUAUAUGGCCACCAGAGGGCAGAUGACAUGUUCAACGAUACUGUGUCUGUAGCGGUCAACAUAGAACAUGAGGUCUUUAAGAAGAGUAGGUCUUCCAACCUCUAUAAAGCUGCCAUCCUGAAGAGGGUAUCAGAGUUCAAGAGGACAGGACCUGGAGGAAAAAGUGAUGACGGCAAGGCGGACAGCAGUGAUUCUACGGACAAUUUGUCGUCUUCUUCCUUUACAGAGAAGCUGCCGGGGUUCACCUCUGCAUCUGAACUACACUCAAUGAAGCGUAAGAGAAUUAGGUGCGGGCAACAUCCUCCAGCUUUGCCAAAGAAAGACCGCACCGGAGAAGAGCCAGGAGGAGGAGUGAGAGGAGGGGUGGUACCUGAUUUACUACUAAUAUCUCUAUAACACGGUUUGACGACGAUUAUGAAAUCAAUCCAACACUUUUAUUGUGAAGAGAUGAGAUCCUCUUUCUGAAGAGG